CGUUCAGUCAUUGGCUAUAAUGUGCUGAGUUGACACAAUACCAUUGGCUCACUCAGAUGUCAUUGUUGUUUCCUAGCUGAACGUGGCAACUCCUGGAACAAGCAUAAUCCACAACGUUGUCCCAGGGGUCUGAAGUCCGACUUCACCGCUAUAGCCUACCGUGCUGAAAAGUUGUUCCUAAUUCUCACUCACCUGACCUUUGAAACAGGCAACAAAUAUGGCAUCAUGGAUUAUAAAAAUUGCCUUGAUGGCAAUGAGUAUCUUAAUCGAAACUACCGAAGGGAAAAAAGACAAGGUGCUGUAUUGUUCAGCAUGCAGGGCUAUUGUUGAUGAGCUCAAUUAUUCAAUCAGUCAGAUUGAUCCGAAGAAGACCAUCAAUGUGGGAGCCUUCAGACUCAAGCCUGAUGGGAGCCUGACUGAUAAAAAGGUCCCUCUUGCUAGAUCUGAGACCAACUUGAGUGAGCUUCUGGAUGGAGUUUGUGGUAGCAUGAGUGACUAUGCUCUUCAUGUGGACCCAGACACCAAGAUAAAGCAAUACAAAAGAUUUGCUCCAAGAAGUUCUGAUGCCGGGGAUUUUCCUGAUUUUAACAAUUUCAAGUUUGAUGGCCCAGAGGGAUCCAAUGACCUAAAAUUUGCGUGUGAAAGCAUUGUGGAGGAAUUUGAAGAUGAUAUCAUCUCUCUUUUUGCCAAAGAGACAGACCAUGUGGUCGACAAGUUAUGCAAUGAAGUAUCAGAUCACUGUAAAGGCACAAAAUUCCAGAGUGACGAACUAUAGUUUUACAUGCGUCUCUGCUGCGGGUGAUUGGACCAGUUUAGAUAUAUAUUUCAAAUUAAGAAAUAAUGUUUGAAGGAUAUUGUAUCAAUCAAGUUACAUUCUUUUAAAUAAAGUUUUCUAUUUUGAAUGGA
Molecule: messenger RNA, 906 nt
Organism: Salvelinus fontinalis (brook trout)
Lineage: Eukaryota; Metazoa; Chordata; Actinopteri; Salmoniformes; Salmonidae
Product: protein canopy-1-like
Exons: 7
Coding region: 218-775 (185 amino acids)
Cellular component (GO): endoplasmic reticulum
Source: RefSeq, a predicted model, not a curated record